Oncorhynchus masou masou (cherry salmon) is the source of this 927-nucleotide messenger RNA. Its product is annotated as metallophosphoesterase 1-like. The transcript has 8 exons. The record is from RefSeq and is a predicted model, not a curated record. Bases 1 to 918 code for a protein of 305 amino acids. Gene Ontology annotation, biological process: GPI anchor biosynthetic process. Lineage: Eukaryota; Metazoa; Chordata; Actinopteri; Salmoniformes; Salmonidae. Gene Ontology annotation, molecular function: hydrolase activity.
AUGGAACGGGCUUUCCAGACCGCGCUGGCACUGCUCCGACCCGAGGUCGUUUUUAUUCUGGGAGAUGUGUUCGACGAGGGGAAGUGGAGCUCUCCAAAGAACUGGGAGGAUGAUGUCUGUCGUUUCCAGAAGAUGUUCAGACAUCCCAGUGACACAGAGCUGGUAGUUCUGGUUGGAAACCACGACAUCGGCUUCCACUACGAAAUGGACUGGUUCAAGUUACAGCGCUUUGAGAAGGCCUUCAAUACCACCUCCACCAGAAUGGUCACCAAGAAAGGAGUGAACUUCCUAUUGGUUAACAGCAUGGCGUUGCAUGGUGACGGCUGUCCUAUCUGCCAAUCAGUGGAGAAACAGCUGUACACACUGUCCAGGAACCUCAACUGUUCAUUACUGCAGAAUUCCCAGUCCAGCAUUAUCAAAGAAUUCUGUCGAGACGCAUGGACCUACCCUCCUACACCACCCAUUAUCCUGCAGCAUUACCCUCUGUACCGGGUGAGUGAUGCGGGCUGUACGGGUCGGGAUGCUGCUCCUCCUGAAGAGCGCCACCUGCUGUUCAGAGAGAAGUAUGACGUGCUGUCUCAGGAGGCCUCUCACAGGCUGUUGCAAUGGUUUAAGCCCCGCCUGGUUCUCAGUGGCCACACCCACAGCGGCUGUCAGGUUCUCCAUGACAACCGGUACACAGAGAUCAGUGUUCCGUCCUUCAACUGGAGGAACCGCAACAACCCCAGCUUCAUCCUGGGUUCUUUCUCUCCAAGCGGUUACGGCCUGUCGAAGUGUUUCCUUCCAGAGGAGAGUACGGUGAUAGCUCUGUACUGUUCUACCGGAGCCAGCCUCCUCCUCCUCCCUCUGGUCGUGUGGAUAAGAGGUCUUCUCCAGUGCAUCACCUUCUGUCCCAUCAGCAAACACAAGUCUCUCUGAUCGUCUCAG